AUGCACCGACCUCAUGCUCGUUCCAGGUUGAAAAAAAAAUCAGAUAUGGAUCAGCUCAAGGUUCAGUCUCGACCUGGCCAACGAUCAUCGCCGUCGUCGACGAACACGCCCGCCAAACCCAAGUGUAAACCGGCGAGAUCGACUGUCCUCAUAAUCAUCGCUUCCAUCGCUAUCGCGUUGGGUUUAUUAAUCGUUUGCUGCUCAAUUUUACUCCCGGGAAGGAACCGGAGAGUUUCGCUCCGGUACAGCGUCGUGAUUGACGGCGGGAGUUCUGGGACCCGAGUUCACGUAUUCGGGUUUCGGAUUGAAUCCGGGAAACCGGUUUUCGAUUUCGGUGAGAAGAAUUACGCUAGUAUGAAGCUGAGUCCUGGUUUGUCUUCGUAUGCUGAUAAUCCGGACGGAGCGAGCGUGUCAGUGGCGGAGCUUGUGGAGUUCGCGAAGGGGAGAGUUCCGAAAGGAAUGUUGAAGAAGAGUGAUAUUAGGUUAAUGGCGACUGCUGGGAUGAGAUUGCUUGAGAUGCCUGUUCAGGAACAGAUUCUCCAAGUUACUAGAAGCGUUCUUAGAUCUUCUGGGUUUAAGUUUCGAGAGGAAUGGGCAUCUGUUAUCUCAGGAUCUGAUGAAGGUAUGUAUGCUUGGGUUGUUGCCAAUCACGCGCUAGGUUCUCUUGGAGGUGAUCCGUUGCAAACAAAAGGGAUUGUUGAACUCGGUGGGGCUUCUGCUCAGGUGACAUUUGUGUCUAGUGAGCUUGUACCACGUGAGUUUUCGCGUACGAUAUCUUAUGGAAAUGUUUCAUACAGUCUAUACAGUCACAGCUUCCUCCACCUUGGGCAGGAUUCAGCACAUGAAAAGUUAUGGGAAUCACUCCACAACUCAGCUGCAAACUCUACAGGGGAAGGAAUAGUUACCGACCCUUGUACUCCUAAAGGAUACAAACCCGACAAAAAUUCACAUAAGGAUUCAUCCGGAUUAGUAGCUGAAGAAAGCCGAUUUACAUCAUCACUUCAAGCUGCUGGUAAUUUUUCAAAAUGCCGAUCUGCUACUUUCGCCAUGUUGCAGGAAGGAAAAGAGAAAUGUGCUUAUAAGCAUUGUUCUAUUGGAGCAACAUUCACACCUAAGCUUCAAGGAAGUUUUCUGGCGACAGAAAAUUUCGUCCACACCUCCAAGUUUUUUGGAUUGGGAGAAAAGGAUUGGCUGACUGAAAUGAUUUUAGCUGGAAAGAGAUUCUGUGGAGACGAUUGGUUGAAGUUGAAAGUGAAACAUCCAACAUUUAAAGACGAAAGUUUGCUUCGGUAUUGUUUCUCAUCAGCAUAUAUUGUCUCAAUGCUUCACGAUAGUCUUGGUUUUGCUCUUGAUGAUCAAAGAAUUGGGUUUGCGGAUAAAGCAGGAGAAGACAUACCACUAGAUUGGGCAUUGGGAGCUUUUAUACUAAAUACUGCCACAACCACUUCUGAUUACAGUGGUAAAUCUAGAAAAAUUCCUGAUUUGAGUAACGUAGCCAGUUACAAAACAUGAUAUUAGUUACUAGUACAUAAAUGAUACUUUUUUCAGAUAAAACAAGUAAAUUAUCACCGUAUAUUUGUAUUUACGUUAAUUCGUGUUUAAAAAAAAAUUACAGUCUUCAUUGAUCUCUUUUUGUGAAAUAAGUUAGCUUCCCAUACAAAAUUGAAAACUGAUUUGAAUUGUAUGGAUUUUCUAAGUUUCUACAUCAUUU
Messenger RNA from Eutrema salsugineum, 1711 nucleotides. Its product is annotated as probable apyrase 4. Lineage: Eukaryota; Viridiplantae; Streptophyta; Magnoliopsida; Brassicales; Brassicaceae. Gene Ontology annotation, molecular function: nucleoside diphosphate phosphatase activity. Bases 1 to 1512 code for a protein of 503 amino acids. Gene Ontology annotation, cellular component: membrane. Gene Ontology annotation, biological process: nucleoside diphosphate catabolic process. The transcript has 8 exons. The record is from RefSeq and is a predicted model, not a curated record.